AUGGAGAUUAUUCAAAAUAAAGAAUUAAGCAAAAGUGUUAUUGAAGAAGCUAAAGAGUUAAACGAGAAAAUCACUAAAAAGAUUGAUAAAAGUAACGAAGAGAUAACGGAUGUUGUUUUUUUGGAUGACUACUUAGAUUUCUUGGAAAAGCAUUGCCGAGUAAAAAUUUGGACUGGUACCGAAGCCUUUCGAGAACUAUUAGUAGGAAUUGAUAUUGCGGCAGAAUUGGCAAAAGUAAAACAAGCAGUCAAGGAAAAUCCACAGAAAGUUAGUAAUGAAAAAUUAAGGUUCUUGCAAGUAACCAAAUUAAAGGAAGAAGACGUCAUUGCUACUAAUCAGCACAAUAACUCUUUGUAUCGAAUAAUUUUGCGAUGCCAAAGGUUGAACUAUUAUCUUGAUUUAAAUAAAAGUUCUGGAAUUUUUUUUCGGGACAUUAUUCACAAUGAAAAGAGAGGUUUGCAGAAGUCUGUCGACCAAGUAAUAUACGGCUCCACUUAUAAACAGAGUGAAGUCAAAAGUUUGCUGCAAAGUUUAAGUGGUAAGGAGGGAAUACUCCGUCGUUAUUCUUUGGGAAAAAGGGUCGAUUAUUCGGCUCGUUCCGUGAUUGUGCCAAAUCCCAACCUACUCCUGAACCAAAUAGGGUUACCAGGACAUCCAGUCCUGGCUAACCGAGCUCCCAGUUUGCAUCGUUUGAGCAUCCAAGGAUUUUAUCCGCAAUUGACACUCGGUAAUUCCAUUGAGCUCCACCCCCUAAUAACUACGGCUUUAAAUGCUGAUUUUGACGGUGAUCAAAUAGCCAUUUAUUUACCGAUAACAAGUAAAGCAUGCGAAGAGAGUCAGGAAAGAGGAAUAAUAACUCUUCACGACCUGGUUGUUAUUCCCGCUACUCUGGUUGGCCGCAAUUUUUCAACUGCUCAGAACCAAUUUCUUUUUACUACCUUAGGAAAAUUAAUCUUCAAUCAAAUCUUGCCGCCUAGUUUUCCUUACUAUGUUAAUAACUUAAAAGAAUAUAAAGAGGAAGGAAGUAAAAAAAAUAGUGAGUUGAUCGAGAUGGAAAAAAUAAGAAAAAAAUGGAAUGAUUAUCAACCAGCGGAAACGUGA
Molecule: messenger RNA, 1101 nt
Organism: Entrophospora sp. SA101
Lineage: Eukaryota; Fungi; Glomeromycota; Glomeromycetes; Entrophosporales; Entrophosporaceae
Source: the annotation of a GenBank genome assembly